Indicator indicator is the source of this 690-nucleotide messenger RNA. RefSeq names its product chromosome 24 C20orf204 homolog (gene C24H20orf204). Bases 1 to 690 code for a protein of 229 amino acids. The record is from RefSeq and is a predicted model, not a curated record. NCBI's taxonomy places the organism in Eukaryota, Metazoa, Chordata, Aves, Piciformes, Indicatoridae. The transcript has 5 exons.
AUGCCGGGGGCCGGGGUUGGGCUGGCGGCGGUGUGGCCGCCGUGUUCCGUCCCGUUUUCUCCCCCACCCUCCCAACCGCCCGUCCCCUCCCACCGUGGAGCCAAGUUCAAACCGCGGGCCCCGGCGGAGCGGGACGCGGCGAAGGGGCCGGGGCCGGGGCGGGCUCCCCGGAGCCGCCGCAGGAUUCUCCCCCGGGCUCUCUGCUGUGCUGUUCUGCUGCUGCUGCUGGUGGCUGUGCUGAGCAGGGGCCGGCGGUGCAGCAUCGCCGCGAUCCUGCGGCAGUACCGCGCAGUCCUCUUCCACGAGAUCCACAACCUGAAAAACCUGAGUGGGUCAGCAGAGAGGAGUGGAAGGGCUGGGCCAGCUUGUCGCUCAAACAAGGACCAGAAGAUCCUGCACUCCAUCCACAACAUCAGCAUGUCCCUGCGGGAGGUGGCGGCUGGCAGCCUGCGUGGCCCCGAGGAGCUGGCACUGUGGAAGGUGGCCAGGAACACAGACUUUGUGCUCAGGCAGAACUGCAGGAAGCUCAGCAAGAGCCCAGCACACAUCCUGGCACAGCCCUGGCACCAGAGACCUGCCCACAGGAGGAAGCAGCUGCGGGAGAUCAGGAAGAAGGUGGAGAGGUUGGUGACCUGCUGGGAGAAGCUCUACAGCCUGCAUGCCUCCCACCGUGCCCCCCGGCACCCCUAG